Molecule: messenger RNA, 2011 nt
Organism: Glycine soja
Lineage: Eukaryota; Viridiplantae; Streptophyta; Magnoliopsida; Fabales; Fabaceae
Product: isocitrate dehydrogenase [NADP]-like
Exons: 15
Coding region: 324-1574 (416 amino acids)
Biological process (GO): isocitrate metabolic process
Cellular component (GO): mitochondrion
Molecular function (GO): isocitrate dehydrogenase (NADP+) activity; magnesium ion binding; NAD binding
Source: RefSeq, a predicted model, not a curated record
GAGGAUGAAGUGGUGGAAAGAACAAACGUCCAUAAUGUGUUGUCUAGCAUUAUUGAUCGUUUGUGUGGGUGUGUCUGUUUUCGUUGUUUCCCACUUUCCAAAUCACAUCCAACGUGAAUCCGUCAUUCAACUUGAUUGAAGUAUCCAACGAAAAUUCAAACACACACUAACCUUACUGAGUGUGUUCAUUGGGAACUGGUUCAUUCCACACAUUUUAUUUAAGCCAAAAAAACCCACAAUUUCUCUUAGUGUGUGCUUUUUUGUUGAAAUUGUUGUUUCUUCCUCUGAGUUCCAACUUUCACCUCAGCCAAAUACACAACAAAAUGGGGUUUCAGAAGAUAAGGGUGGGCAACCCCAUCGUCGAAAUGGAUGGGGAUGAAAUGACCCGAGUGAUUUGGAAACUGAUAAAAGAUAAGCUUAUUUUCCCUUAUUUGGAGCUGGAUAUUAAGUAUUUUGACCUUGGCCUUCCUCAUCGCGAUGCCACUAAUGAUAGAGUUACUAUUGAAAGCGCUGAAGCUACACUCAAGUAUAAUGUAGCUAUCAAAUGUGCUACUAUAACUCCAGAUGAAGCUCGUGUCAAGGAGUUUAACUUAAAACAAAUGUGGAGAAGUCCAAAUGGGACGAUCCGAAACAUUUUAAAUGGUACAGUUUUUAGAGAGCCAAUUAUCUGUAAGAACAUUCCUCGUCUUGUUUCAGGAUGGACAAAGCCAAUAUGCAUUGGAAGACAUGCUUUUGGAGACCAAUAUCGGGCAACUGAUACAGUUAUAAAAGGCCCAGGAAAGCUAAAAUUGGUUUUUGCACCCAGUGGAAAUGAAGGCAUUAAAGAGCUAGAGGUCUAUAACUUUACUGGUGCUGGAGGCAUAGCUUUGUCCAUGUAUAAUACUGAUGAGUCCAUUCGAGCUUUUGCUGAGGCUUCAAUGAACUUUGCUUACCAGAAGAAAUGGCCUCUCUAUCUUAGCACUAAAAAUACCAUUUUAAAGAAAUAUGAUGGAAGAUUCAAGGACAUUUUCCAGGAAGUUUUUGACACCCAAUGGAAUCACAAGUUCAAAGCUGCAGGGAUAUGGUAUGAACACCGUCUUAUAGAUGAUAUGGUUGCUUAUGCUCUCAAAAGUGAUGGAGGUUAUGUAUGGGCCUGCAAGAAUUAUGAUGGUGAUGUGCAGAGUGAUUUCUUAGCUCAAGGAUUUGGUUCACUUGGCUUGAUGACGUCAGUACUGGUUUGCCCAGAUGGGAAAACCAUUGAAGCAGAGGCAGCCCAUGGCACUGUUACCCGUCAUUAUCGGGUUCAUCAGAAGGGAGGUGAAACCAGCACAAACAGUAUUGCUUCAAUUUUUGCCUGGUCGCGAGGUCUUGCACAUAGGGCAAAAUUGGAUGGAAAUGCUAGAUUGUUGGACUUCACAGAGAAACUGGAAGCAGCUUGCAUUGGAACAGUUGAAUUGGGAAAGAUGACAAAGGAUCUUGCACUUCUUGUUCAUGGACCUAAGGUUUCUAGAUCCCAGUAUUUGAAUACUGAAGAGUUCAUUGAUGCCGUAGCCGAGGAGCUGCGAACAAGAUUAUCUUCACAAUCGAAGCUGUAAUGUUCAAAAUGAGUGUGCCCAAUAAAUGUUCUCCAUUUCCUUCAUUUUUCCUUUUUCUUUCUUGAAGGAGGGAAAUUCUAUUGCUUGAGUUAAACAUUUUAGAGCAAUAAGGUCACCAAAAUUCUGAUGCAUCACUUAUUGCAUGUUGCUUCCUUCAGCCAUAAGAACUCAACAUUUGAAGAACUCAUACCAUGUACCACAAAAUCAAUACUAUCUUUUCAUUGUCAAAACAACAGUGCUACUUUGGAAGUCCUUACAACAAUAUUAAAGACAUUGUAAAAAAAAAUAGGGAAAAAAAGCAUCUUCGAAUGAAUUUACAUGUCUGUUUACAAUCUAUAUUUCUCAGGGAUGUCUUCAAUUUUCUUUAGGGAAAGAGGAGGUGGAGGCGACAGUUUGUACUGUAUAUUCUUGUCAAAGAAAUAUAUUUUUUAACAGAA